UCAUAGAGCUAUAAUUAUUCGGAGUAUAAUGGCGUUGAACAAGCAAGUUCUGCUAAAGAAUACUAGUAGAUUACCACCAAUGCCUCCGAGAGGUGUGCCAGGAGGAAGGCCCUCGGGUGGUAAGCCUCAUGGAAUUGGAAGGAAACGAGACUUCACUCCCUUGCCAUGGAGCAAUUACUUUGACAGCUGUGAAGAUGUUGUACUCAAUGACAAUGAUAGUUUUAGAGUUUACAAGAAAGGUAAUGAAGGUCCAGUGGUCUUCUUUCUUCAUGGUGGAGGACAUUCAGCUCUUUCAUGGGCUUUGCUUGCACAACAGUUGACUGGUAUGGUGAAUUGUAGAGUAGUUGCUAUGGAUAUGAGAGGUCAUGGAGAUACCCAUACAUCCCAUUGUGAGGACCUUUCUGCCGAUACUCUGGCCAGUGAUAUUGGUGCUGUAAUAGGUAAGAUGUAUCCAAACAAUGACUGCCCUCCAAUCAUCUUAGUAGGGCAUAGUAUGGGCGGAGCCAUCGCUAUUCAUACAGCUGUCAAGUUUCUUGUUCCAUCUCUACUUGGCCUUGUGGUCAUUGAUGUUGUAGAAGGUACAGCAAUGGAUGCACUUCAGUCUAUGCAAAGCUUCUUAAGAGGUAGACCAAAACAGUUCAAAUCCCUGGAAUAUGCAAUAGAAUGGGCAGUUAAAACUGGUCAAAUCAGAAAUGUAGAAUCAGCAAGAGUUUCUAUGCUUGGGCAAGUUAAACCGUGUUUACAAUCACAAAAACCCACAGAAGUCAAUACACCAGUGCCUAGCAUGUCUAUGGAUGGUGUUAUUACAGAAGAAGGAGAAUCAAAUGAGGCAGUGCCUCAGAGUUCAACACAAGCAGCUGCAUCCUCAUCAAGCCAGGCAAGCCAUACUCCAUACACAUGGAGGAUAGACCUUGGUAAAACAGAACAGUAUUGGGCAGGUUGGUUCAGAGGAAUGUCAAAUCUCUUUCUUUCUUGUAAUGUUCCAAAGAUGCUCAUAUUAGCUGGUGUCGACAGAUUGGACAAAGACUUGACCAUUGGUCAGAUGCAAGGAAAGUUUCAGAUGCAGGUUUUGCCUCAGUGUGGUCAUGCAGUACAUGAAGACCAACCACAAAAGGUUGCUGAUGCUCUUGCAACUUUUAUAACAAGAAACAAGUUUGCAGAGGCUAUUGGCGGCUUUGAACAACCUUUCCCCUGCUGUUGAUGGGUCUUCUUGAAGAUGGGUCACACUCACAAGAAUAAAUGAUGUUAUCUUGUUUUGAGCAAGAGGUGUUGUCAUACUUUGAGAAGCAUAGGAUGCUGGCGUCCAAGAUGAAGUGAAUGCAAGUUUCUGGUAUUUCCUGGACUAAACCUUGAGGGAGGACAGCAUAAAGGAGUAACAUGAUAGCAAAUAUUGCUUACUAGUUGAAAAAUGCUGGAUAAUGUGCAGUGAAUGGAGAAACCAGCUGUAUGUCUCAGGAAUUAGGGAAGGAUGGGGAUGAAGAAGAAGGCUAUCAGAUUGAAGUAAAAGUUUAUUCUACUCAAGAUUAUCUUUAAUGAUUAUUGUAUGGAAGCCACUAGAGCAUUUCA
Molecule: messenger RNA, 1566 nt
Organism: Lytechinus variegatus (green sea urchin)
Lineage: Eukaryota; Metazoa; Echinodermata; Echinoidea; Temnopleuroida; Toxopneustidae
Product: protein phosphatase methylesterase 1-like
Exons: 13
Coding region: 29-1201 (390 amino acids)
Biological process (GO): protein demethylation
Molecular function (GO): protein methylesterase activity
Source: RefSeq, a predicted model, not a curated record